AUGAAAGGCAUAGAGAAGAAGACCAUCCUGCACUUCUACUUCUAUGACGUUCCUAGUGGAAAAGACCAAACAUCUACUGCAAUUGCUCAGCCUCUAAACAUGACAGAAGCUGUCAACUUCCUUGGCAGCACUUUUAUGGCAGAUGACCUAAUGAGAGAAGGGCCAGAACCAAUUUCGAAGCUUGUAGGAAGAGCACAAGGAAUUUAUGCUUUUGCUUCUUAA
Dovyalis caffra is the source of this 222-nucleotide messenger RNA. Lineage: Eukaryota; Viridiplantae; Streptophyta; Magnoliopsida; Malpighiales; Salicaceae. The record is from the annotation of a GenBank genome assembly.